CAUGCGACGCGAACAAACCUUUGUUGCAUAUCCUAAUAUCGCGCGUGAUUGGGUGAUUUUUGGUAUGUUUAGAUGGACGCGUUUUAAUUUUUCCCUACCUCGCCAAGUUCUAUUUUUUCGUUGUCGGAUCAACCGUCUUUGAGAACAUUCGUCGUCUAUGGUUGUGCGCCGCGAAUGCUCGUAAAAUUUACCCGCGUGCCGGUUGUACAAGUUACCUGCUCGGCAAGUGCAUUAACGGAAAUUGUGCGUUUUGUCUGGUUUUCCUUGGAUUAGAGGAAUUGACAACGUCGUUUAAGAGGAACGUCGGUAUUUUUCAGCGUCAGUAAGAUGGCCGAUGUUUCGGAGGAAGUGCCGAUCAAAGAUGCUGCGACGGCAAUUUCUCAAGGCAAACGACAUCUCUUGGUGCGCGAUUACAACUUGGCGGUAGUUGUUCUCGCCCAGGCUUGCGAACUUCUUGCUCAAGAGCAUGGCGAGACCGGCGAUGAAAUGGGCGAACUUUAUCUACUUUACGGACGAGCUCUUCUGGAACUUGCGCGCGAAGAAGCGGGAGUAUUGGGAGGCGGUGUACCCGGUGAAUCCGAGGAAGCUAGUCAGGACGAGCAGGGUGAAGACGAAGAGGACGAGGAAGACGAAGAAAGCGAGGAGAUUACCGGUACGGAAGCCAACAGUAGCACAGCAAGUGCUCCUUGCAUGUCAAAUGGCAAAGAUGAUAAGGAAGAGUCGAUAACGGAGGAGAAAAGCGGAGAUUCGAAAGAUACAAAGACUGAAAAAAACGAGGAAAGCGAGAAGACGGAAAAGUUCGAUAAAACAAUCAAAGAGAAGAAUAAGCAGAAAGAAGAAAUUCCUAGUUGCAGUAAGGAUCUUCAAAAUGGUGAAGCAUCUUGCAGUGGCUUGAAUAAAGAGAAAGACGAUGAAGCAACAAAAGAGGAUGUUGAGAAGGAAAAUGAUGAAGACGAAGUAAAUAAUCUACAGAUCGCAUGGGAAGUUUUAGAACUGGCAAAAUUAGUGCUUUUAAAGCGUGGAUCCGCGGGCUGGAAAAAAUUAGCUGAAGCAUAUAGUCUUCUGGGCCAGGUAGCGAUGGAGAGUAGCAAUCACGAGAGCGCGCUGACCGACUUCAAGGCGUGUCUAAAUUUGCUAGAGAAGAUGACUCCGCGCGACCAUCGCGCGAUUGCCGAGAUUCACUAUCAAAUGGGAGUGGCGCACUCGAUAGCAAACAACUUCGACGCUAGCAUCGAGCAAUUCAACCAGGCGUCCGCGUUGCUGGAAGCGAAAAUUGUGUAUCUGAAGACUUUACAAGACGAUCCGCCGCAGUCGGACGAUCCGUUUUACACGGUCGAGGGCGAGAUCAAGGAGCUUCAAGAUCUACUUCCGGAGAUUCAGGAGAAAAUCGCCGAUAUCAAGGAUCAAAAGAAAGAAGCCGACGUGAUUAAGAAGAUUAAAGAAGAAGCUAACGGAUGCUCCAGCAACGCGGAAGCGAAAGCGAAUGAGGCUUCUGGAAGUGGUAUCGCGUCAAAACCUGUCAGCGAUAUCUCACAUCUAGUGAGAAAAAAACGAAAGGCAGAGGACGAAGAAAGUAAUAGUACGGCUUCCCCUUGCAAGAAAUCGAUGCAGGAAAAGGAUGUGGCGUGAGAAGUGCGAAUGUCUGAUUUGACGAUAAUUAGAAUAAUCUAAACUUUGAUAAAACUCGAAAAUGUUGAUAUUUUUCUCGAGAAUGUAGAGGAUUAGUAUUUGUUGAUGCAUAAAAUAUUGUGUUUUCUACGAGAGCGAUGACAGCCUGUCAAUCAGUAAAUUCAUUCCUUCCCUCUCCCCUAUGUAGAUAUCGAUAGAUAACUUCUAAUAGAUAUCAAUAGGAAAUUGUCAAGAUAUUGCAUCAACUUGUUAUAAUUUAACAUCUUCGUGAAAUCUUGCCUUCUGAUACUAUAAACUGAACAAAACUUCACACAAAGAUUUGUCUGCUUCAUCAUAUCAUAUAUCAUUUUAUGACUGAAAAUAGCAGCUUAUAUUGGCUACGUUCCGUUAUUUGAUGGCAGUACUACAUCUGUAGUUAAAUGCAACGUGCAUUAGAUUUUCAAUACUAUCGAUAUAAUAACGGAAGAAGCGGUCGUAUCACACAGUUUUUGUCUUCUCUUUAAAUCUAAUAAAUAACAAAUCCGUGUCUUAUAAUAAUCCGAAUAAUAUUCAGUAUUCAUUAGUGUGAGAUAAAAAAAUCUUAAUUUCUAUAAAAAUAAACUUUUAAUUUCUGCACAUAUAUAUGUGUAAAUGUUU
Messenger RNA from Pseudomyrmex gracilis, 2265 nucleotides. RefSeq names its product nuclear autoantigenic sperm protein (gene Nasp). Gene Ontology annotation, molecular function: histone binding. Gene Ontology annotation, biological process: CENP-A containing chromatin assembly; DNA replication-dependent chromatin assembly. The record is from RefSeq and is a predicted model, not a curated record. The transcript is spliced from 3 exons. Lineage: Eukaryota; Metazoa; Arthropoda; Insecta; Hymenoptera; Formicidae. Bases 328 to 1629 code for a protein of 433 amino acids. Gene Ontology annotation, cellular component: nucleoplasm.